UCCAAGAUGAAUCUGAUUGAGCACUCUCAUUUACAGGCCAUGGAUGAGUUUUCUCUUUCUGAAAAUGUGUUUGGUGUGCUAACAGAACAGGAGGCAGGUGCUCUGGGGCAGAAUCUGAAUUUGGAGUCAUAUUCACCAUACAGCAAUGCCCAGUUUCCUCAAGUCCAACCACAGAUUUCCUCAUCAUCCUAUUAUUCCAACCUGGGUUUCUACCCCCAGCAACUGGAAGAGUGGUACUCUCCUGGAAUGUAUGAACUCCGGCAAACGCCGGCUGAGACUGUGUACCAGGCAGAGACGGAGGCGUCAGAGAUGCCUGUAACCAAGAAGCCCCGCAUGGCCACAUCAUCGGCAGGAAGGAUAAAAGGGGAUGAGCUGUGCGUUGUCUGUGGAGACAGGGCCUCCGGGUACCAUUACAAUGCACUCACCUGUGAGGGUUGCAAAGGUUUCUUCAGGAGGAGCAUCACCAAAAAUGCCGUGUACAAGUGUAAAAAUGGUGGCAACUGUGUGAUGGACAUGUACAUGCGACGCAAGUGUCAGGAGUGUCGACUCAGGAAGUGCAAAGAGAUGGGGAUGUUGGCUGAAUGUAUGUAUACAGGUUUGUUAACUGAAAUUCAAUGUAAAUCUAAACGGCUAAGAAAAAAUGUGAAGCAGCACGCAGAUAAGACGGUAAAUGAGGACAGCGAAGGCCGGGACUCGCGACAAGUGACCUCCACGACCAAGUCAUGCAGGGAGAAAACUGAACUCACCUCAGAUCAGCAGCACCUUCUGGAUUAUAUUAUGGAUUCAUAUAGCAAACAGAGAAUGCCUCAGGAAAUAACCAAUAAAAUCUUAAAAGAAGAAUUUAGUGCAGAGGAAAAUUUUCUCAUAUUAACAGAAAUGGCGACCAGUCAUGUACAGGUUCUUGUAGAAUUCACAAAAAAGCUUCCAGGGUUUCAGACACUGGACCACGAGGAUCAGAUUGCGUUGCUGAAAGGGUCAGCAGUGGAAGCCAUGUUCCUCCGCUCAGCAGAGAUUUUCAAUAAGAAACUUCCCAUUGGACAUGCAGACCUGUUGGAAGAAAGAAUUCGAAACAGUGGCAUCUCUGAUGAAUAUAUAACUCCGAUGUUUAGUUUUUAUAAGAGUGUUGGGGAACUGAAAAUGACUCAGGAAGAGUACGCCUUGCUGACGGCAAUUGUCAUCCUCUCUCCAGACAGACAAUACAUCAAGGACAGAGAGGCAGUGGAGAAGCUUCAGGAACCCCUGCUUGACGUGCUACAGAAACUGUGCAAGAUUCACCAGCCCGAGAACCCUCAGCAUUUUGCCUGCCUCCUGGGUCGCUUGACGGAACUUCGGACAUUCAAUCACCACCAUGCUGAGAUGCUGAUGUCCUGGAGAGUGAAUGACCACAAGUUCACCCCACUCCUCUGUGAGAUCUGGGACGUGCAGUGAUGUGCAGGACGAAGGACUAGCUCCUCAUCCCCCCGGGACAGAAAUCCGAUGUCUGGCAUCCCUUACUUCAUUUGUACCUGGUUUCACUCAAGAAUCUCAAUGAAUAUUUAUGUAGCGAUUGUAUAACUCCCACAACUGUAAAUACAGGCUAGAUAGACUUGCUUUCUCUACGUUACAUUUUACAAGGCUUCAGGAAGCCCCAUUGACAUGCCCUGUUUGCCUAAUUAAAUCGAUUGUUACUUCAAUUCUGUCUGCUGAACUAGGGACAAACCUCAUUUUAUUCAUCAUUUGA
Messenger RNA from Peromyscus californicus insignis, 1720 nucleotides. RefSeq names its product nuclear receptor subfamily 1 group H member 4 (gene Nr1h4). Bases 7 to 1428 code for a protein of 473 amino acids. The transcript has 9 exons. Gene Ontology annotation, biological process: cell differentiation; positive regulation of transcription by RNA polymerase II; bile acid signaling pathway. The record is from RefSeq and is a predicted model, not a curated record. NCBI's taxonomy places the organism in Eukaryota, Metazoa, Chordata, Mammalia, Rodentia, Cricetidae. Gene Ontology annotation, molecular function: RNA polymerase II cis-regulatory region sequence-specific DNA binding; zinc ion binding; nuclear receptor activity.